CCCAUCGAAAGGCCUGCAAGUACAAUCUCGUCUAGGUCAGAGAAUCGCAUUAGGAGAUACUCGAUCGCGAAACCCUAUCCCGAGCGACUCGGCAGCCGGAACCUCGACCGACUUCAGAGGACGCGAACGGUACAGACGUGAACAACAGCAGAAAGCAACAAAUCAGAUAACAACAGGACUACAGAACUGCCAAGAUGCAGAUGCUCACCAAGUUCGAGUCCAAGAGCCCCCGGGUGAAGGGAAUCGCAUUCCAUCCCAAGCAGCCUCUCCUCGCCGCAACUCUCCACAAUGGAACUAUUCAGUUAUGGAACUACCAGAUGGGAACCUUGGUCGACCGUUACGAUGAGCACGAUGGUCCUGUUCGUGGAAUCUCGUUCCAUCCGACCCAACCCAUCUUCGUUUCCGGGGGAGACGAUUACAAGAUCAAGGUCUGGAACUACAAGCAGCGAAAGUGCCUGUUCACUUUGACUGGCCAUCUCGACUACGUCAGGACGACCUACUUCCACCGGGAGUACCCCUGGAUUUUGUCUGCCUCCGACGAUCAGACCAUCAGGAUCUGGAACUGGCAAUCAAGAACGUGUAUUGCCAUCCUGACCGGCCACAACCAUUAUAUCAUGUCUGCCCAAUUCCACCCCACCGAAGACUUGAUCGUUUCGGCUUCGAUGGAUUUGACCGUUCGAGUUUGGGAUAUUACCGGGCUUAAAAAGAAGCACCAGGCUCAUCAAGCACCUAUGAGCAUGGAGGAGCAACUGUCGCGAGCCAACCAGGGUCAGGCCGAUUUAUUUGGAAACACCGAUGCCGUCGUCAAAUACGUCUUGGAAGGACACGACCGAGGUAUCAACUGGGCCUCUUUCCAUCCUACCUUGCCGCUGAUCGUCUCGUGUGGUGACGAUCGUCAAAUCAAGCUCUGGAGGAUGUCCGACACCAAGGCUUGGGAGGUUGACACCUGCAGGGGACACUUCAACAACGUCUCGUCCUGCAUUUUCCACCCUCGCCACGAGCUCAUUCUGUCUGAUGGGGAGGACAAGACGAUCCGUGUGUGGGAUAUGACCAAGAGAACUGCCGUUCAGACCUUCCGCAGGGAACACGACCGCUUCUGGGUCUUGACCGCUCAUCCGACACUCAACCUCUUCGCCGCCGGACAUGACAACGGUCUCAUCGUCUUCAAGUUGGAAAGAGAGCGACCUGCCUUCGCUUUGUCUGGAAACAAUCUGUUUUACGUUCGAGACAAGACCAUUCGGAUGCGUGACUUGAUUGCCGGGACCGAUACCAGCGUCAUGAGCGUCAGAAAGUUUGGUUCUCAAUACGUCCAGCCUCGAGCACUGAGCUACAACCCUGCCGAAAGAGCUGUUAUUGUUACGAGUACCUCGGACAACGGGAUCUACGAACUCGUCGCUUUACCCCGUGAAGCUUCCAGCGAAGUCCGAGAUUCGGCUGUCGAUGGAAAACGCGGCCAGGGAUCUUCUGCCAUUUUUGUCGCGAGGAACCGUCUGGCCGUGCUCGACAAGACAGCUCAGUCGGUCGAAAUUCGAGACCUUAACAAUUCCUUGACCAAGACGAUCAAGCUUCCUACCCAGACUAGCGAGAUCUUCUAUGGUGGUACCGCCUCCCUCCUGCUGUCGACUCCGACUUCCGUCGUCCUGUUCGAUAUCCAGCAGCAAAAGGCAUUGGCCGAAUUGGCCACGCCGCCGGUCAAAUAUGUUGUUUGGAGCGUUGAUGGAAACAGCGUAGCUCUUUUGAGCAAGCAUACCAUUACCAUCGCGAACAAGUCCCUCACCCAGAGUUCCCUGAUCCACGAGACGAUCCGAAUCAAAUCGGCAGCAUGGGAUGACAGUGGUGUGCUGAUCUACACCACCCUCAAUCACAUCAAAUACGCUCUUUUCCAAGGUGAUAACGGUAUUAUCAAGACUUUGGAGCAACCAGUGUACCUUACCCGCGUCAAGGGAUCCACGGUAUACUGUCUUGACCGCACUGCUCGCCCUCGCACCAUUCAGAUCGACCCCACCGAGUAUCGGUUCAAGCUGGCCUUGGUUAAGAAGAAUUACGACGAGGUCUUGCAAAUCAUUCGCAACUCGAACUUGGUCGGACAGAGCAUCAUCGCCUACCUGCAAAAGAAAGGGUAUCCCGAGAUCGCUCUUCACUUCGUCCAAGACCCUACUACCCGCUUCGACCUAGCCAUCGAAUGCGGAAACCUCACUGUCGCUCUCGAGAUGGCCAAGGAACUCGACAAGGCGGACGUUUGGAAGCGUCUCGGCGAGCAGGCUCUAAAGCAGGGUAAUCACCCGAUUGUCGAAUUGGCCUAUCAAAAGACCAAGAAUUUCGACAAGCUCUCCUUCCUCUACCUCGUUACCGGUAACGAGAAGAAGUUGGGCAUGAUGCACGGGAUUUCCAUCAAGCGAGGCGACCAGAUGUCGCGGUUCCAAAACUCUCUCUAUCUCGGUGAUGUCGAGAGCCGCAUCGCAGUCUUGAAAGAAACUGGAAUGCACGCCCUCGCUUACCAUACCGCAAAGACGAAUGGUCUCGACGAUUUGGCCGAAGAGAUUCUCGUCGAAGCCGGUAUGACGGACGAGGACGUUCCCGUCGUUCCCACUGCAGGCCCUAGUACCCUCCGACCGCCGCCUGUCAUCACGGGACAGGUCGAGAAGACCUGGCCUACGAAAUCGCUCGGGGAGAGCUACUUCGAUAAAGCUCUUGCAGCCGGGGCGGUUGACGGUGAAGCCUCUUAUGCCAACGGAUAUACCGAAGAUCCCGAUGCGGAGCAAACAUGGCUUUCGGCCGACGAGGCGAUGUCUGGUGAUGAAGCCGAUGAAGCCGGGGAAGAUGAUGGGUGGGGCCUAGAUGAGGACGUCCUGGUCCCCGAAGAAGAGCCUCAGGGCAACGUGCCUGUCGACGAACAAGUCGAUCUCACAACGGACGUAUCGCCUGGUGUCGGAGAAGACGAGCACUGGACACGCAAUUCCCCUCUCGCCAUCGAUCAUGCGGCUGCGGGAUCCUUCGAAUCGGCCAUGCAGCUCCUAAACCGUCAAGUGGGAGCCGUCAAUUUCGAGCCUUUGAAACCGUACUUCCUCGCGGCGUACCAGUCCUCGCAUAUCCACGUCGCGGCCAACCCAUCGCUGUCACCACUGCAGUUUAACGUACGACGAAACCCUGACACCGUAGAGCAGAGCGAAGCCUUGCCCUUCACCUCGCAUACGCUAGAAGCAAUCAAAGAAGGCGAAUUUGCGGAAGGUCUCAAGCUUUUCACUCGAGGCAAAUUCGUCGAGUCGCUGGAGGCGUUCCGUGGGGUAUUCCGUAAACUAGUGUUCUUGGUCGUGAAGACCGAUACCGAGGUCGCCGAGGUUUCGAACCUGCUCGACCUGGCCCGAGAGUAUGUCAUCGGUCUCAUGUUGGAAACCGAACGUCAACGUCUUGUUGCAGAAGAGCCCGACGCUCUGAGCAGGAACCUCGACCUGGCCGCCUUCUUUACGCAUUGCAAGCUUCAGCCCGCACACGUUCAGCUCGCUCUGCGAUCCGCUAUGCGUGUGUUCGCCAAGGCGGGAAACAACUCUACUGCGGCCGUGUUCGCACGCCGGCUAGUAGACAUGAAGCCUGCCGAUUCGAAGGUCGUUUCGCAAGCUCGAUCCGUCAUCACCGCCGGCGAUCGCAACCCACGAAACGCCGUGGAGAUCUCCUACGAUCACUUUAGCGAGUUCGAUAUCUGCGCCGCCAGCCUGAAGCCGAUAAUGAAGGGCUCGAACUCUGUCAAGUCCCCUUAUUCGGGAGCCAAGUACAUGCAGGAGUUCAGCGGCAGCCUCUGCCGGGUCGAUGGUAUCAGUCAAGUUGGAAUGUCUGCGACGGGGUUGCGUUGUAAAGUCUAGCGAGGUCGACUGCGUUGAGACAGCCGUCGUAGACGCGUAGACACAAAUCUGUAGCUUUGUAGCCGUUCAUGUCGAUCAUGUCGUCAGAUGCAUCGUCACGCUUGGUACGAUUGUGCCGUAAAGCUGCCAAAAGUCGCACGUACGCAAGGAUACAAGUAGACGAUAGACGAUCACGACGAUCACGACGAUCACGACUAAAAAAUUGCAC
Molecule: messenger RNA, 4065 nt
Organism: Filobasidium floriforme
Lineage: Eukaryota; Fungi; Basidiomycota; Tremellomycetes; Filobasidiales; Filobasidiaceae
Product: coatomer WD associated region-domain-containing protein
Exons: 18
Coding region: 195-3857 (1220 amino acids)
Biological process (GO): intra-Golgi vesicle-mediated transport; retrograde vesicle-mediated transport, Golgi to endoplasmic reticulum; intracellular protein transport
Cellular component (GO): COPI vesicle coat
Molecular function (GO): structural molecule activity; protein binding
Source: RefSeq, a predicted model, not a curated record